This is a messenger RNA of Puntigrus tetrazona (Sumatra barb), 2112 nucleotides long. It is a transcript of the gene fus, whose product is annotated as FUS RNA binding protein. Bases 153 to 1799 code for a protein of 548 amino acids. Gene Ontology annotation, molecular function: transcription coregulator activity; RNA binding. Lineage: Eukaryota; Metazoa; Chordata; Actinopteri; Cypriniformes; Cyprinidae. The record is from RefSeq and is a predicted model, not a curated record. Gene Ontology annotation, biological process: regulation of DNA-templated transcription. The transcript has 15 exons. Gene Ontology annotation, cellular component: nucleus.
GACAUCACCGGGGCAGCUCACAGGCUCAAACCGACACAACAGCGUCAGCCUCCGCACGGUUGCGCAGUUAAUAUCGGUAACCGAGGGUGACUGUGCACCACUGCGCUAACUGGUCUUCUGCAGUAGCUUCUGAAACGAUCUCAAUCGCGAUUAUGGCGUCAAAUGAUUAUGCCCAAACCUCAAGCCAUGGUUAUGGUAGUUAUGGAGGACAGUCCAACCAGAGUUACAGUCAACCCUCCGGACAAAAUUACAGCCAGCAGAGCUAUGGAGGAUACAACCAAAACUCAGAGAGCAGCUCUGCCUAUAAUCAGGGUGGAUACAGUUCCAGCUACGGACAGUCCCAAUCAGGAGGAUAUGGGUCUCAGCCCCCCUCUCAGGGCUAUAAUCAGUCCAGUCAGUCAUACAGCUCUGGAGGCUACAGUAGCAGCAGCAGCAGCAGCAGCCAGCCUCCACCAGCUCAAAGUGGAGGCUACAACCAGCAAUCCUCUUAUUCCAGCUAUAACCAGCAUCAGUCUGGUCCUCCAUCUGCCUCUGGCAACUACGGCAGCAGCCCGCAGUCAUCUGGCUAUGGUCAGCAGCAGCAGCAGCAGCAGGGUGGGGGUGCAUAUGGUGGCAGUGGGGGUCAGUCUGGAGGAUACGGGGGCAGCGGAGGACAGAGCGGUGGAUAUGGGGGUAGCUCCGGGCAACACCAGUCCUCUCAGCAUGGAGGAGGGCCUUACAACCAAUCUCCCAACUACAGCUCUCCUCCACCUCAAAACUAUGGCCAACAAAAUCAGUAUGGACAGGGAGGCUACAGCCAGGAUGCCCCACCAAUGAGUGGUGGUGGUGGAGGAGGCUAUGGUGGCCAGGAUGGUGGAUACAGCCAGGAUGGCAGAGGUGGACGUGGUCGUGGAGGUGGCUUUGGAGGUCGAGGAGCGGGUGGGUUUGACAGAGGUGGUCGUGGAGGUCCCCGUGGCAGAGGAGGAAUGGGAAUGGGUGAUCGUGGAGGAUUCAAUAAGUUUGGUGGGCCCAGGGAUCAUCUAGCUGGUGGGCCCAAUAUGCAGGAGCAGGAUAACUCUGACAACAACACCAUCUUUGUGCAAGGUCUUGGAGACAACUAUACCGUGGAGUCAGUAGCAGAUUUCUUCAAACAGAUCGGCAUCAUCAAGGUCAAUAAAAAAACAGGAUUACCCAUGAUAAAUCUGUAUACCGACCGAGAGACAGGGAAGCUUAAAGGGGAGGCAACUGUUUCCUUUGAUGACCCUCCUUCUGCAAAAGCAGCCAUUGAUUGGUUUGAUGGCAAGGAUUUUAAUGGAAAUCCUAUCAAGGUGUCCUUUGCUACUCGCAGAGCUGAAUUUGGACGUGGCGGUGGCAGCAUGAGAGGUGGUCGUGGUCGAGGAGGACCAAUGGGCCGUGGAGGAUUUGGGGGUGGAAGAGGGGGUGGCGGUGGCGGCGGUUUCCCAGGAAACAAUGGUGGCGGCGGCGGUGGCGGUGGUGGUGGCAGCGCCGGUCAGCAAAGAGCAGGAGACUGGAAAUGUUCAAACCCAACUUGUGGUAAUUUGAAUUUCUCAUGGCGAAAUGAGUGUAAUCAGUGCAAAGCUCCCAAACCGGAGGGAAGUGGGGGAGGAAUGUCACCAAUGGGAGGAGGCUUUGCUGGAGACAGGGGCAGAGGCGGAUUUGAACGAGGUGGUUUUCGCGGACGCGGUGGCGAUCGAGGGGGCUUCAGAGGAGGGAGGGGAGGUGACCGGGGAGGAUUUGGACCCGGCAAGAUGGACUCGAGGGGUGACCACAGGCAUGACCGCAGAGACCGGCCUUACUAAUGGAAGAAACUUUCUUCUGUCCAAAUAAGACUUUAAUUCGAUGUGGGACCAGUAUUCACUCCACUUCAACAUGUAUUACCUUGUCGCUCAUGUUUUGUGUUGUAUGUUGUCAAAAUGUUUCUGUUUUAGUUCUGAUAAUAUUAUUUUCUUGUAUUAUUUUCUAUAUAUUCUGAUAUAUAGAUAAUGAAUUUUGCGUUUUUCCUCUGAAUUUUUCUGGUGUUUAGGUCAUCGCUAUUUGUGCAAUUUAUUAAAUGUACUUUUAAUUUUUUUUUUUCUGUAAACUGUGGUUUAAAAUUAAAAAUGUUUGAAAGUA